Messenger RNA from Trichobilharzia szidati, 1907 nucleotides. The record is from the annotation of a GenBank genome assembly. NCBI's taxonomy places the organism in Eukaryota, Metazoa, Platyhelminthes, Trematoda, Strigeidida, Schistosomatidae.
AAAUCUUCUUCGAUGGCGCUAAAUAUAUAUGAUGCGCUACAAACGUUCGACCUUCAUGUUCGGCACUAUUUAGAAAGUUGGGUUGACCUCUUUUUGAGUGGAACUAGUUGAAAAAUGAAGUCGCUACUGAGCGUAAGUUUUCACUUUACAGUGCCAUGUUUAGUUGUAGAAGUCUUCAAGACCAGUAUUUCUAUCAACCCUUGUUUUGUUUGAUGUCGAAACUACAGGCUUACCAUCUGCAAAUUUCAAACCCGAAAUAACAGAAUUAUGCAUGUUAGCAUCUAGUCGUUUUAAUCUGGAGACUGCUACUGAAGAACCAAGAGUAGAAAAUAAACUUACUCUGUGCUUUAAUCCUACACGAACUAUUUCAUCUAUAGCUUCUAAAAUCUCAGGUUUAAAUGCUGAUAAUCUGUUCCACCAAAAAGAUUUCGAUUCCAGUGCUGUAGAUCUUAUUCAGUUAUUCUUAAAUCGAUUAGAUUCACCUGUAUGUUUAAUUGCCCAUAAUGGACUACGUUUUGAUUUUCCACUAUUAAAAGCUCAGAUAAUGAGUGUGAAGGGAAAAAACUAUAAUCUUAAUGAUUGCACAAAUGCACCGAUUAUAUGCACAGAUACUUUACACUUGUUUCGUGAGUUCGCCUCCCAGCUUUCUGGAACAAACUCAGAUGAUUCAGGCUUUAUUUCAACUGAUGAUCAAUCAGCCUCUCCUGUACCUAUAUCUCAUUCUAGUCCAAAAAAGUUAGCUAACACUACUACAAAUAAGCAUUCCUUUCACUUAGCUGAUGUAUAUGAACGUGUAUUCGGUGAAAAGCAUAAAAAUGCGCAUAGUGCAGAAGGUGAUUGUAGAGCUAUGCUACGAUUAAUUCAAUACUUGGGUUCACCUGCUAUCGAUUGGUUACAAUCACAUUAUCAAAAUUUCAAUUCACUAACACCUAUGUAUACAUUACCAGCUUCCAAUUCAAGUCGUUUAUCAUUAUCAUCAUCGAUAUUCCCUUAUCAGAGAACAACACAAAGUUAUUUAGAUCCACGUGUUGAUAAUACUACUUCACUGUUUGAUGAUUUACAACUAGAAUAAUACCAAAAAUUAAUUUGUAAUGAUAAAAGUUGACGAGAUUUUCAAUACAUACUACUGCUUUUUAGUAUAUUUUUUUCUAUGGAUUUAUCUAUUUUUGACUACUGUUUUGGUUUGUUUUUAUGAGUAAUCUAAUGCUCUGAUAAUUAAUUUCUUUAAUUUAUAUUUCUUUUUUUGGAAACAUCAAUGACUUUGACUUUGGUGUUUACAUUUAUUAUAUUUUGUCAAUAUUUACUACCUUUCCUACCUAUUUAUUGGUUUAUUGAUUUAUUUUGCUGUGUUUAUUUGGUCAGAAAUACUACUUCUUGAUCUAUUAUUUCUUUAUAUUGAAUAAUAUUUUAUUUCUCUUAUUGUUUUUCUUGAACUGUGUACAAAAAACUUCGAUAGGUACACAAGUUCAGGUAAUGGGUAUUUGUAUUGAUUUCCUAUUGAUACUGAUUGGCUAUUAUGAAUGUAUUUUCCUAUCUUAUCGAAUUUUUAAUAUUCACUAACUUUAUUUAUACUUACUUAAGCCUUCUGGAAGUUCUUUUUUAACAUUUUUUUCUUGUGGAACUUCAUUUUAGGCGAGUAUAAUAAGUAUAAUGAAGAGAUAAUAUUCAAUAGAUUUUUUUUCUUAAUUUGAAUAUGGAUCAUGUAAUAUUAUGAUUUUUAUUUCUUUCUUUUUUUGUUCACUUCAGUCACACAUUUUACAUAAAUUCAAUAUGAGCUAUAUUGAUUUUUUUUAUUUGUUAUUGUUUUUCUGUCACUCUACAGAAUAUCAAUUGUGUGUAGCUAUAGAAGGGAUAAUAGAAAUUAGUGAUUUAUUUUUUGCUCAUUUAGCGAUUACGGUUUACAGAAA